AUGGCGGCUGAUGACCAGAUGUAUGUGAUGAAGCGGGAUGGCCAGCGGCAGGAGGUGAGGUUUGACAACAUCACGAAGCGGAUCCGCGCCUUGUGCCACGGCUUGGAUUCUGGUUACGUGGACCCCAUCCCUAUCACGCAGAAGGUCGUGGAGGGCUUCUACAACGGUAUAUCGACAUCUCAGAUUGACACUCUCGCCGCCGAGACCUGCGCCUACAUUCGGGGAAAGCACCCAGACUUCUCCACGCUCGCGGCCCGCAUAGCAGUCUCGAACCUGCACAAGAACACGACCGACUCCUUCUCGGAGACUUGCCGCAUGCUGCACGGGUUCGUGGACAAGCAGGGCCGUUCCGCUGCUCUCCUCUCGGACGAGGUCGCGUCGUUUGUCGAGGAGAACGCGGCUGAGCUGGAUGAGGCGGUUGACUAUGGCAGGGACUCGGAUUACGACUACUUCGGCUUCAAAACACUGGAAAAGUCCUACCUCCUCCGGGUGCACGGCAAGGUAGUGGAGCGUCCUCAGCACAUGUUGAUGCGCGUGUCGUGCGGCAUUCAUUGCGGAAGCGUUGAGAAGGUAAUCGAGACAUACAACCUUAUGUCGCAGCGAAAGAUGACGCACGCCACCCCAACUCUGUUCAAUUCGGGGACUCCCACGCCACAGAUGUCAUCCUGUUUUCUGCUCACCAUGAAGGACGACAGUAUCGAAGGCAUCUACGACACUCUCAAACAGUGCGCCCUCAUUUCUAAGUCCGCCGGGGGCAUUGGCGUAGCGAUCUCCAACGUUCGCGCCCAAGGCAGCUACAUCCGAGGUACCAACGGGUACAGUAACGGCCUUGUGCCUAUGCUGCGCAAUUUCAACGAGACCGCACGGUACGUCGAUCAGGGCGGUGGCAAGCGCAAGGGCUCAUUUAACCACGGCAAGGAGGAGCAGCGAGCGCGCGACCUUUUCUAUGCUUUGUGGAUUCCCGACCUGUUCAUGCGCAGGGUGAAAGAAGACGCCGAGUGGACACUGUUCUGUCCGAACCAGGCAUACGACAAGGAGUCGUCCAAGGGGUUGAUGGACGUCUGGGGCGAGGAGUUUGAGCAGUUGUACGAGCGGCUCGAGAGGGAGGGAAAGGGCCUGAAGAAAGUAAAGGCGCAGCAGCUCUGGUUCCGUAUCCUGGACGCCCAGAUGGAGACAGGUACGCCCUACAUGCUUUACAAGGACCACGCUAACCGGAAGUCCAACCAGCAGAAUUUGGGCACCAUCCACAAUUCAAACCUCUGCACGGAGAUUGUGGAGUACACCUCCAAGGACGAGGUGGCGGUCUGCAACUUGGCUUCCAUCGCACUCCCUGCCUUCGUGCGUGGCGAGCGCGUCGAGGACUACGACUUCGAGGGGCUGCGCCAGGUGACGCAGGUGGCCACUCGCAAUCUCAACCGGGUCAUCGACAGGAACUACUAUCCCGUGGAGGAGGCCCGGGUGUCGAACAUGAGGCACAGGCCCAUCGGCCUGGGCGUCCAGGGGCUGGCAGACGCCUUCCUGCUGCUGCGCCUCCCCUUCGAGGGCGAGGCCGCCCGCCGCCUCAACGAGGACAUCUUCGAGACGAUCUACUUCGCCGCCUGCGAGGCCUCCUGCGAGCUGGCCGAGCUGGAGGGGCCCUACGAGUCCUUCGCGGGCUCGCCCGCCAGCCAGGGCAAGCUGCAGUUCGACCUCUGGAACAGGACACCCAAGAGCGGCCGGUGGGACUGGGCAUGGCUGAAGGGCCGGAUCGCGCAGCACGGGCUGCGGAACUCGCUGCUGGUUGCCCCCAUGCCCACGGCCAGCACGGCGCAGAUCCUCGGCAACAACGAGUCUUUCGAGCCCUACACACAGAAUCUCUACGUGCGCCGCGUGCUUUCCGGCGAGUUCGUGUCGGUAAACAGGCACCUGCUGCGUGAUCUCAUCAAGCGCGGGCUCUGGACAGAGGAUCUGCGCUUGCAGCUGAUCGCACACAACGGCAGCGUGCAGCAGCUAAAUCUUCCCGCGGAGGUGAAGGAGUUGUACAAGACAGUCUGGGAGAUCAAACAGCGCAUAGUGCUGGACAUGGCCGCUGACAGGGGUGCAUACAUAGAUCAGUCCCAGUCCCUGAACAUUCACAUGGUCGACGCCACUACAGCGAAGCUGUCCUCGAUGCACUUCCACGGCUGGCAACUCGGCCUGAAGACGGGCAUGUAUUACUUGCGAACGAAGGCGGCCGUAGAUGCCAUCAAGUUCACCGUAGACGUCGAGAAGAUGAAGCGGGCGGCGUCUGGAUGGAUCCAGGCCAAGGGGGAACAUGGCGGCGACCCGCAGAGCGCAGAGGCAGCGGCGGCAGCAGUCGCGGAGGAGAAGCAGGCGAUCGACCGCUUGAAGGCAGGCGAGAACAAGUACGAGUGUGUCGGGUGCAGCGCUUGA
Messenger RNA from Prorocentrum cordatum, 2412 nucleotides. The record is from the annotation of a GenBank genome assembly. NCBI's taxonomy places the organism in Eukaryota, Dinophyceae, Prorocentrales, Prorocentraceae.